This is a messenger RNA of Acaulospora colombiana, 930 nucleotides long. Lineage: Eukaryota; Fungi; Glomeromycota; Glomeromycetes; Diversisporales; Acaulosporaceae. The record is from the annotation of a GenBank genome assembly.
AUGGACGGGCGACCUGUCAGAUCCAUUUCAAUUUCACCUGACGGCCAAAGGAUUGCCGUCAUUUCUGCCGAUGGUGUUGCUAUCAUCGAUUGGACUCUUCAGGAAACCUUGGAAUAUUACAAAUUCGAUUUAUCUCGUUCACCAGAUAUUGCUAAUGGUUAUUACUGGUCAUGGAGUCAUCUCACUGUACUCGAUAUUCAUUGGGAUGGUUUCACACUCCAUCAUUCAUCACACCAACACCAACCCAGUCUCCCCAAUUCUCAACUAUCCCCUGCAUACAAAUUAUUCCUCUCCCCAGACAGUCGUCAUCUCAUUACUGUACACGAAUCUAACCAAGUCUAUUUAUGGGAUGUCAAGUCAGGUCAUCAAAUCCAAUUGCUUAAUGAGCUUCCCUCGGGGUUCUCUCGAAAUGUUCAGAUUCAACAUGCACCAGAUUCUUCCUGUGCACUUUUAUGGAAUGAAGAUCAACUCGCUGUGCUGUGGAUUUCUUCCUGCCUCUUCCAGCUUCUUCCACUCCCAGUCAACAACUGUAAAAACCCAGGCACAUCACAAUCAAAGUCAAAGAUCCUUGGCUCAGCCUUCUUCCCCAGUUCCAAUCGCAUCCUGAUCAUAGAAUCCAGUGGAAGCAUGUCUAUAUUGUUACUUGACAAUAUGGCCUAUAAGUCGAUGCCCUCAUCACAUUUUCCAUUGAAGACACUUAGAGAUUUGACAAUCUCUCCCAUGGAGCAUCUUAUUGUGAUAUGCAGUGACAUUGGGCUAAGUGUGCAUGGAAUCGAUCAAGACAUUCACCAAACUCCACUAUCGUCAGCAAUGGUCAUGGUAGCCAAGUCCUCUCCAAAUGAUGCUCAUAUAUAUGUGGUCGAGACCACAAUAGAAAGAUGGAUGGUCUCACAUGUCAAUACCUCAAACUGGGCUGUUCAAAGGAUUUAU